This is a messenger RNA of Ilex paraguariensis (yerba mate), 1590 nucleotides long. The record is from the annotation of a GenBank genome assembly. Lineage: Eukaryota; Viridiplantae; Streptophyta; Magnoliopsida; Aquifoliales; Aquifoliaceae.
AUGGAGAAUGGAAUGAAGAAAAGACAAGAGCCUGAAACACCCACCAAUAUCACAAUCAAAGGCAUUCUUAGUUUGUUAAUGGCGAACACCGAUUCAGAUGAUAAGAGGCGAGUAAUUUCUUUGGGUAUGGGAGAUCCAACGGCCUAUUCAUGCUUUCGCACCACUGCUGUUGCUGUAGACGCCGCCAUUGAUACUCUUCAUUCUGAGAAGUUCAAUGGCUAUGCCCCCACAGUUGGUCUUUCUCAAACCAGAAUUGCGUNAAAAACCAGUAAUCAAUUCCUGGAAGAACAUGAAGAAAUGGAGAAUGGAAUGAAGAAAAGACAAGAGCCUGAAACACCCACCAAUAUCACAAUCAAAGGCAUUCUUAGUUUGUUAAUGGCGAACACCGAUUCAGAUGAUAAGAGGCGAGUAAUUUCUUUGGGUAUGGGAGAUCCAACGGCCUAUUCAUGCUUUCGCACCACUGCUGUUGCUGUAGACGCCGCCAUUGAUACUCUUCAUUCUGAGAAGUUCAAUGGCUAUGCCCCCACAGUUGGUCUUUCUCAAACCAGAAUGGCAAUUGCUGAAUAUUUGUCUCGUGAUCUUCCAUAUAAGUUAUCUCCUGAUGAUGUUUAUGUCACAGCCGGUUGUACACAAGCCAUUGACGUCGCAUUGUCAGUUCUAGCUCGGCCUGAUGCAAAUAUCCUGCUUCCACGACCAGGAUUCCCAACCUAUGGACUCUGUGCUGCAUUCAGACAUAUUGAAGUUCGGCAUUAUGACCUUCUUCCUGAAAAAGACUGGGAGGUUGAUUUUAAUGCUGUUGAAGUUCUUGCAGAUUGUAAUACUGUUGCAAUGGUAAUUAUAAACCCUGGGAAUCCAUGUGGCAAUGUGUAUAGUUAUUGUCACCUAAAGAAGAUUGCGGAAACUGCGAGGAGGCUUAAUAUUCCUGUUAUUGCUGAUGAAGUUUACGGACACCUUGCUUUUGGGGGUAAACCAUUUGUGCCAAUGGGAGUUUUUGGAUCUAUUGUUCCUGUUCUGACUCUUGGCUCUAUAUCAAAGCGAUGGUUAGUGCCUGGCUGGCGGCUUGGUUGGUUCGUAACAAGUGAUCCUAAUGGCAUCUUCAAAACCCCCAAGAUUAUCGAGCGCAUCAAAAAGUACUGUGAUAUAUGUGGGGGCCCUGCAACCUUUAUACAGGCAGCAGUUCCUCGAAUUAUUGAGGAAACAGAAGAGAUUUUCUUCAAGAGAACUAUUAGUUUGCUGAAGCAGACCUCAGAUAUUUGCUGCAGUAGGAUUAAGGAGAUCCCCUGUAUUACUUGCCCUCACAAACCUCAGGGAUCCCUGGCUGUAAUGGUGAAGCUGAAUCUUUCCCUGCUGAAGGAUAUUAGUGAUGACAUUGACUUCUGUGUCAAGUUGGCCAAAGAGGAAUCUGUGAUCAUUCUUCCAGGGCUUGCAGUGGGUCUGAAAGAUUGGGUCCGCAUUACCUUUGCUGUUGAGCCAUUCUUUCUCGAAGAAGCUAUGGGGAGAUUAGAGUCUUUCUAUCAGAGGCACUCCGUUCAACCAAAUGGCAAGUUUACCAGAUUGAAGGAAACCAACACUUAUUUUCUGGGGAAGUAA